Messenger RNA from Hemicordylus capensis (graceful crag lizard), 1539 nucleotides. RefSeq lists its product as uncharacterized. The record is from RefSeq and is a predicted model, not a curated record. The transcript has 3 exons. Lineage: Eukaryota; Metazoa; Chordata; Lepidosauria; Squamata; Cordylidae. The coding region runs from base 1 to 771 and encodes 256 amino acids.
AUGUCAUUUGACCUUGUCAUUCUGCAUUAUCAGUCUGAUCUGGAUGAGGCGAACCAGCAACGCUCUCCCGAGCAGCCUUGCCCCUUCUCCUCCCUGACUCUGCUGCACCUCCAAGCCCAUCGACACGGCAUUCGGGAGCAGAGAUGGCUCAAUCCGGAGCCAGGUUCACUACCUGCUAACUUGACGAUAUCAACUCUCCCUCCCGCUCCCUUCUCCGUAGAGACUCUGCAGAGAAACCAGCAAGAAACUCGGGGCUCUGGCGGAGGGCGGGUAACCAUCACUUGGGUCAUUCAUUCAUUCAUUCACCUUGCUGGGAGGGAGCUGGUGAAGAGGGGAGGGAAAGCUUGCCCGCCUAGCUCGCCCACCCCUCUCCACCUGGCUGGAGAUCAAAGGCUUACCUGUGGUCUUCCAGCGGCAGACGGAGCCCAGUUUAAAGCACGUAGCGACUGGACGAGGAGGCGUCAGAGUUUGGGUGCUUUCUUGAAAAAAGAAAAGAAAAAUCGCCUUGAAGAAAGGAAGAGGAAAUCUGCAGGAGCGUGUGGACGGGUGAAGGGAGGAGAUCAUGAGAGGCUGGAAGAGGAAAGCCAGGAAGGACGGAUGGAGAAGCGGGGAAAGGAAGAUUCCUGUACUGAGCAGAGGACCGAAGACAUCUCAGGCUCCUUACAACCUUUACAUUCUCUGAUUCUCUUUAAAUUUCAAAUACCAUUAACAAGCACAUGUUGCCUGAGAAUUGUAUUUCAUCAAUUGUUUCCAAGUCAGACCCUCCACUGAAAUAGAUGCUUUGUGCUAACAGCCUCAGCCUGUGCUUUUGCAGGGGGCAGAUAAUCCCUCCCUUCCAUGUCAUUUAGUGUUAAAGGCAGGAAGGGGUAGAGUGGAAGGAGAAGCACUGAAGCUUCCUGUGUUGAGACCAUUGACUUCAGAGGUUUCUGUAGCAGGCAGCUCACCUAUUCCUCCUCAUUAUCCAACUGAGAACCCUGUUGAGGACAGAGAAGGUCACGGACUGGUGCAACGUAAACAAGUUGAUUGAGUAUUCUGAUUCACACAAAAGGGGAUCAUCUUUCCUUUAUAGGCUACAUUUUGUAGGACCUCGCUGCCAUAUGCAUAGCAUCCUUAAUGAUAUAUAAAUCGCUGCUUUUGUCUGAAAAACAAGCAACAACUAGAAAAGGAUUUGUUCUUUGUUCAUGUGGGUGCCAUUUAUAAAUGACUCAACGUGUAUGCGGUUGUAGAUCGGGGUGUGCACAGGACUGCCAGCGGCAGUUCAAACUGCUGGUCUGUGAACCAGUAUGUUAGAACUGGUGGGGCGAUUUGGUUUGUCCACACAAACUGGGUCGAACGGGGUCAACCCAGUUCAACCCAGUUUGGGAUGCUUGUAAAGGGGAAUCUGGCAAGGUUUCCCUUUCUCAAGUACUGGGGGAUCCCUAGGAACCCGAACUAGUUGUUGAAAAGGGUGGGGGAGCAGGUGGGUGGUCACCUUAGGUGCCAAGUCUCCAUGGCGGCAGCUCCCUAGGCCCCACUGGUGCUUCCUCCCAUCAGUGCGGA